Molecule: messenger RNA, 1629 nt
Organism: Colletotrichum navitas
Lineage: Eukaryota; Fungi; Ascomycota; Sordariomycetes; Glomerellales; Glomerellaceae
Exons: 5
Coding region: 1-1629 (542 amino acids)
Source: RefSeq, a predicted model, not a curated record
AUGCUUCAGCCCGGCGCAAUUACUGGCGGUGGUCGAUGGGGCUCCGUGGCAUACCAUGUAUGGCUCCAUAAGUCGCAGGCUCUGUUUACAAUUGCCAGCGACGAGGAAGUGGAGGCAAGGCUACAUACUGGCCUGGACAACAUCAAGCUUCCUACAGCGGACAGCAGCGCCAUCCUGAAGUACUUCGCUAUGACCAACGUCUUCGCUCCUGGGAAGCACACGAUUCAAGUGGACAGUGCUCCAAAUGCUCAUCUACCUUACGACCUCAUCAUUUUUGGCAACGUAGAGCCAGCAGAAGAAAGUCCCACAGUCCAGGCCAUAGCCAUCAUUAGCAUUCAGUUUGCGCCCGAUAAUGUCGUCAACACCGCCCCGAAGAGCAACGAGGACUACCGCCGCGAUAUGCCAGGUGACAAGCCAAUCCUCAAACAAACCUUGGACAUCCUGGCCGAUGGCAAGACUGACGAGAUUCAAAUGUUGAUAGCUGGGGGAUCAGACUACCAUAUCAACACUGAAGCCUCGAUCAAGACGGCCGAGGCGGACGACGCUGAUUACUCGGCCUCCUUCGAGCUCAACCAAUUCGGAGGCAUGUACGAGUUCAUCCAGCCGGACAGCUUAAAUAAGGCCGUACUGGUCGUCGACUCUGCCAACUUACGCGUUUACAUCAACGGCGACCAUGUCCACAACGAGACAGACAACAAUGGAAACAUCGUAUUCACAAACGAUGGCUACAAGUAUGUUCUACGCUUCAGCCUGGCUAAGGCUUCGGUGGACGAUGAAGCAGUCUUCACGACGUUCAAGGGCACGCGCAGCAAGUCAGGAGAUGCAGCCGCCGAGAACGUGGCGGGCAGGAUGAGCAAAAGCCCACCCCUGGAUAGCACUAUUGCAUUGACGCCGUCCAGCACAAUCCCCUCGUAUAUUUUUGGUGCAAUUGGAGACACUUACUUUAUCGCAGCGUAUGUCAGUGACAAGGUGGUCAAAUACCACGACUGGCAUGCGCGGAAGUUGCUUACUGCAGAGGAGACAAAACGUAAGGCACUCAAGCGCAUUGCCCAGGUACCCCAACAGCACGUACCCUUCUCGGCCUUGGAGCCACAGAUAUUCCAGGACCAGAUCGGAGAUAACGCGCUCAAGAAGGCGGCCGCCGACGCUGCGCACGCGAAACUUGUGAGCAAGUGCAACUCUGUCCUUGGACUGUACUUCAGCGCGCGGAUGCAGGCGGUCGAGGGUGUGCUGACCAGCGACGAGUCGAAGGCUCAGUUGCACAGACUUGCAGAAGCAGAGCUCGAUAAGCGUCAGGUUCUCGUCAGAGGCCUUACCAAAGAUUCAGUCUAUAUUAAAACGCUCGUGGAGGUAGAAGUGUUGAAAAAGAGGUACGAGGACCAUAAGAAGGCCCGCGACGUGAACAACUCUCUGGUGGCUACCUUCAAGGACCAACGGGCAAAUUUCGAACAGGAAUUAACUCAAACUCAGACAGAUCGUGCCAGAGAGGCAGGAAGGCUGAAGGAUAAGCAGAAUCAAUCUGACACAGAUAUUGACAAGAAUGCUACCAUUAAGAGCAUUAAGAAGAGGAUUAAGACCGCAAAGCAGGAUAAGCAGGAUUGCAGGAAUAAACGUAACACAGCUAUAUAA